Tinamus guttatus (white-throated tinamou) is the source of this 332-nucleotide messenger RNA. Lineage: Eukaryota; Metazoa; Chordata; Aves; Tinamiformes; Tinamidae. The record is from RefSeq and is a predicted model, not a curated record.
AAUCCCUCCCUGGAGUAGUCAUGGCUCUCGUGUGCAAUGUGUUUGAUAUGCUUUACCAGCUUGCCAAUCUAGAGGAGCCAAGGAUAACGCUGCGAGUGAGGAAGCUGCUUCUCUUGAUUCCCACUGACCCAGCUAUUCAGGAGGCCCUUGAUCAACUUGAUUCCCUGGGAAGGAAGAAAACACUGUUGUCAGAAUCAACUUCUCAGUCUUCAAAAUCCCCAUCCUUGUCUUCAAAACACCAGCAUCAGCCCAGUGCUAGUUCCAUACUAGAAAGUCUUUUCAGAUCUUUUGCCCCAGGCAUGUCCACCUUCAGAGUCCUCUACAAUUUAGAA